AGAAAGCGUAAAAUACAAUUUAUUAAUCUAUUAUUUCUGUGGACGUUGUGUUCUUGAGCAUAAAGUACAAGCACCAUCACAAAGAGCACUUUGAUACUAAUCAGUAUUGAACACCGCUGUCAGACAUCUUCAUGGUGGUGUUUGAUAUGUGUAAAUUUACAGGAAGAUAGAAGACUGCAGAGAACAGGAGAAUAUGUGCAGGACACGUAUCAUAUGGACAGCGUUUGUCUUAACAUGCCAGCUGUGCCUUGUCAGUGAGUAUUUUAUUUGAACAGAAUUCUUUCAUUUUUCCACUCUAGAAUUUUAAUAAGUAUUCUGUUAUGGGGAAAAAAAACACUUUUUUUUUCUUUAAUAUUACACUAAAAGAUGUGAGUAAUUUUUUUGCACUUGAGAUUUUAAACGAACAGCCCCAUACACAGACACUUCCAUACACAGACACAGACACACCCAUACACAAACACUUCCAUACACAGACACAGACACACCCAGACACAGACAAACCCAGACACAGAUGCACAGAUACACAUACACUUCCAUACACAAACACAGACCCACCCAGACACAGACAAACCCAGACACAGAUGCACCCAUACACAGACACACCCAGACACAGACAAACCCAAACACAGAUGCACCCACAGACACUUCCAUACACAGACACAGACACACCCAGACACAGAUGCACCCACACACAGACACUUCCAUACACAGACACAGACACACCCAGACACAGACACACCCAGACACAGAUGCACCCAGACACACAAACAUACAGCUGCUCCUAAAUGGUCAUUUAAAAAAAUAUAUAUUCCUUUACCUGCCUCCAAGUCAUACUAGCUACUUUAACUCUGGCAUCACUUUGUUUUGUUGUAGAACGAUGGCCUCUAAAAGAUGCGCUAUCACAUUUACUGCGAUGCACACAUCACCACAUUCAAAUUAAAACUUAGAGGUUGUUUUUUUUUUAAAAUCACUUCCUUUACCUUCUAUUUUGUUUUAAUCUCUUCAUUUGCUAUCUCUUCCCUUCACCAAAAUCGUCCCUGCAGCAGACGGAGUCAUCAUACGACCGUUCCGGGUCAAUCAGAGCCUGACGGAGACCACCAAACCCCAGCCGCCGGAUCCCAUCGACAACGCCGUCUACCCGAUCUUCUCGGCGUCGACCAGCCGCUUCCAGCCCACGGGCAAGCGUUGCUGUGACAUCGGGCAGCGCGUCGCCAAGAAGAAAAUGGCGUGCGACAUAGCGCUGCUGGCCGUCAUACGCAAAUUCCAGCGGCAGAAGUACAGCGUCCAGCUCUCGAACCGAACCCUGAACAGCAACCAGACGGUCCACAAGAGCAAGCUGUCGGAGAAAAUUUCAAAGUGCUCCGCCGCUUUCCCCAGGGAGUUUGUCAAGUGCUGCAGGGGACAAGAAGAGUUUUUCAAGCAGAGGAAGAAAUGUUUGCUGAAACCGAAGCCCCUCCGCCAGAG
Lymnaea stagnalis (great pond snail) is the source of this 1464-nucleotide messenger RNA. NCBI's taxonomy places the organism in Eukaryota, Metazoa, Mollusca, Gastropoda, Lymnaeidae. The record is from the annotation of a GenBank genome assembly.